UGCUUCCACCACCUUUUGUUAAAGACAUCACAACUGCAAACUCUGCCCUGCUUGGCUUGGCUGCUUCCUCAAUUCUUUCUUCAUUUUUGUCUGCUUUGUGCCCCUCUCUGAAACUGGGUUUUCCCCGAGAGGUUUAGAGGUGACUCAAAAGAUUUGAGCUUUGAUUAGCUUUUGGAAUUGCAUGUGUUUUUCAAUAGAUGGUUAUGGAUCCAAGGUUAAAAGGGUUUCCAGACUUUGAAUUGAGGAAUCGUCAAACCAUGCCCGUGUUUCAAAACCAGAACUUUGUUGGGGAUCCCGGAUUCAAUAAUAGUUAUAUAGAUCACAGCUUUCAUGGAUUUCAAUGCCACCAACCUGAUCCAGCAGCAAGUAAUACGUCAACUUUGAGCCAUGAAGAAGACUCAACUGAAGACUGUGAUUUUUCAGAUUCAAUUUUGAGAUACAUAAACCAUAUAGUGAUGGAAGAAGAUAUGGAUGACAAAUCAUGUAUGCUUCAGGAGUCUUUGGAUCUUCAGGCUGCUGAGAAAUCAUUUUAUGAUGUCCUUGGCAAGAAAUAUCCACCUUCCCCUCAACAUAAUAACUCUACUUUUGCUUACGAUAAUGCGUGGAUGCAAGAUCUGGGUGAUUUUGGCACCAAUCAGGCUCAAAGUGCUUAUGUUUCUAGCAUAUCUCAAUCAUCGUAUGACUCUUCAAUGGCGAGCUUUGAGGGGAUGUUGGAGUCCCCAAAUAGUACUCUCCAAGUGCCUGAUUUUAAUGGCGAGAUUCAAUCUAUUUGGCAAUUUCAGAAAGGGGCUGAAGAGGCAACUAAAUUUAUACCAACCAAUGUGGAUCUUUCUGGCAAUUUUGAGGCUUAUGAUGUGGUGAAGGAAGAGAGCUCAGGUAUGGGUUCAAAGGGGAGGAAGAUUUCUCAUAGAGACGAUGUUGAAACCGAAGAAGAAAGGAGCAGCAAGCAAGCUGCUGUUUCUGAAGAAACCACUGUGAGAUCAGAGAUGUUAGAUAUGGUGUUGCUUUGUACCUCCAACAGGCCGCCAUCUCCGUACACGGAUCUCCGUGAGUCUCUGCGUAAUGGAACAGGUAAAAAUGAUAGGCAAAACGGUGGAAAAGGCCGAGGGAAGAAGCAAAAUGGGAAAAAAGAAGUGGUGGAUUUGAGGUCAAUGCUCAUUCAUUGUGCACAAGCUGUUGCAGCUGAUGAGAGGAGUGGUGGGGCUGCAAAUGAAUUGCUAAAGCAAAUCCGACAACGUUCGUCACCGUUUGGAGAUGGGAAUCAACGGUUAGCUCAUUAUCUCGCUGAUGCUCUCGAGGCGAGGUUGGCUGGUACGGGUAGCCAAAUCUAUAAAAGCCUUGUCAGUAAGAAAACUUCAGCUUUUGAUAUUAUGAAAGCUUACCUUCUGUAUGUUGCUGCAUGCCCUUUUAGAAGGGUUUCUCAUUUCAUAUGUAAUAAGUCGAUCGGUGUUGCAUCAAGAAAAUCAAUGAAGCUUCAUGUCAUAGAUUUUGGUAUUCUUUAUGGUUUUCAAUGGCCUACUCUUAUUGAGAGGCUUUCUAUGAGACCCGGAGGGCCUCCGAAACUUCGGAUUACCGGAAUAGAUUUCCCUCAACCCGGUUUCAGGCCGGCUGAGCGAGUUGAGGAAACUGGGAGGCGUUUAGCAGCUUAUGCUGAAGAGUUCAAGGUGCCAUUUCGGUAUAAGGCAAUCGCAAAGAAGUGGGAGAACGUUCGAGUCGAGGAACUAGGUAUUGAGGAGGAUGAGUUUGUUGUUGUUAACUGCCUGUAUCGUGCUAAGAAUUUGCUUGAUGAAACAGUGGCAGUACAUAGUCCAAGGAAUACGGUUCUUAAUCUGAUUCAUAAGAUUAAUCCAAAUUUGUUUCUCCACGGGAUUACGAAUGGUUCCUUCAAUGCUCCAUUCUUUUUGACACGGUUCCGGGAGGCUUUGUUUCAUUUCUCUUCAAUGUUUGAUAUGCUCGACACAAUUGUGCCCCACGAGGAUUGGCAGAGGAUGGUGAUUGAGAGAGAGAUCCUCGGCAGGGAGGCCUUGAAUGCCAUAGCUUGCGAGAGCUGGAAGAGAGUGGAGCGGCCGGAAACAGUCAAGCAGUGGCACGCACGUAAUCUGAGGGCCGGGUUUCUACAACAGCCGUUUGAACGCGGGAUAGUCAAGGAAGCAUUCGAGAGAGUCCGGACGUUCUACCACAAGGAUUUCGUAAUCGAUGAAGAUAGCAAGUGGCUGGUGCAAGGAUGGAAGGGCAGAAUAAUUUAUGCCCUUUCUGCUUGGAAACCUGCAUAAGGAUGUUUAAUAUAUCUUACUUUCAAGGA
Hibiscus syriacus is the source of this 2302-nucleotide messenger RNA. RefSeq names its product scarecrow-like protein 9. Gene Ontology annotation, cellular component: nucleus. Gene Ontology annotation, biological process: regulation of DNA-templated transcription. Lineage: Eukaryota; Viridiplantae; Streptophyta; Magnoliopsida; Malvales; Malvaceae. The coding region runs from base 198 to 2273 and encodes 691 amino acids. The record is from RefSeq and is a predicted model, not a curated record. The transcript is spliced from 2 exons. Gene Ontology annotation, molecular function: DNA-binding transcription factor activity; sequence-specific DNA binding.